UCAGCCAGGUGCUGCGCUAGGCAAGGCUGCUCCGGGAAAGCCACGGGAGGGGGGAGGGAGCCACGGCCGUAGACACAGGAGAGAAGAGAACCAGAGAAGGCGAAGGUGGAGAGGGGGGAGAAGGAGGAGCUUCCUGCCCUCUCCAGCAAAUUACCUGGCCACUUAAUCCCAGAGACUCCGGUACUUGGGCCCCAGGCUCUGGUGCCAGCAGCCCCCCGGCCGGCCGCCCUCUCCUGCCCCGCCCUUCCUGCCCCCACGAGCCCCCCGGGGCCUGCCUGUGUGCCGAGACUGGCAUGAUCAGCUGAACUUUGCGGGGUUAGUGCUUCUCUCUGGGUUCCCCUCAGCGGUGCGGAGGCGAGGGGAGCUCAGAGCGCCGGCUCGGGACGGACAGACAGGCAAACAGACGACCGCGCGGAGGCUCGCCUGAAGAGUCCCUGCACUCCCCACCCCCACCCGCCUAGCCUCCGGGACCAUGUCCAAACCUUCAGACCACAUCAAGCGACCCAUGAACGCCUUCAUGGUAUGGUCCCGAGGCCAGCGACGCAAGAUGGCCCAGGAAAACCCCAAGAUGCACAACUCAGAGAUCAGCAAACGCCUAGGCGCCGAAUGGAAGCUUCUGUCCGAGGCAGAGAAGAGGCCGUACAUCGAUGAGGCCAAGAGGCUACGUGCCCAGCACAUGAAGGAGCACCCAGACUACAAGUACCGGCCACGGCGCAAGCCCAAGAAUCUGCUCAAGAAGGACAGGUAUGUCUUCCCCCUGCCCUACCUGGGCGACACGGACCCGCUCAAGGCGGCCGGCCUGCCCGUGGGGGCCUCCGACGGCCUCCUGAGCGCGCCCGAGAAAGCCCGGGCCUUCUUGCCGCCCGCCUCGGCGCCCUACUCCCUGCUGGACCCCGCGCAGUUUAGCUCGAGCGCCAUUCAGAAGAUGGGUGAAGUGCCCCACACCUUGGCCACCAGCGCGCUGCCCUACGCGUCCACCCUGGGCUACCAGAACGGCGCCUUCGGCAGCCUGAGCUGCCCCAGCCAGCACACGCACACGCACCCGUCCCCUACCAACCCAGGCUACGUGGUGCCCUGUAACUGUACCGCCUGGUCUGCCUCCACCCUGCAGCCCCCCGUCGCCUACAUCCUCUUCCCGGGCAUGACCAAGACUGGCAUAGACCCUUAUUCGUCAGCCCACGCCACGGCCAUGUAACCCCCAACCGGGUCUGCCAGACGUGGAGGGCGGCCUGGAUGCGG
This is a messenger RNA of Pteropus alecto (black flying fox), 1239 nucleotides long. RefSeq names its product SRY-box 14 (gene SOX14). The transcript has a single exon. The record is from RefSeq and is a predicted model, not a curated record. Gene Ontology annotation, molecular function: RNA polymerase II cis-regulatory region sequence-specific DNA binding; DNA-binding transcription factor activity, RNA polymerase II-specific. Lineage: Eukaryota; Metazoa; Chordata; Mammalia; Chiroptera; Pteropodidae. The coding region runs from base 473 to 1195 and encodes 240 amino acids. Gene Ontology annotation, biological process: negative regulation of transcription by RNA polymerase II; cell differentiation; anatomical structure morphogenesis.